Molecule: messenger RNA, 1894 nt
Organism: Papilio xuthus (Asian swallowtail)
Lineage: Eukaryota; Metazoa; Arthropoda; Insecta; Lepidoptera; Papilionidae
Product: ras-related and estrogen-regulated growth inhibitor-like protein
Exons: 6
Coding region: 229-864 (211 amino acids)
Molecular function (GO): GTP binding; GTPase activity
Source: RefSeq, a predicted model, not a curated record
AUAGUUCUCACUCCAUUAGGCGAGCUGAGUGGCUUGCGCCAAUUUACUUUGACACUGUAGUCGCUCGCUAGCACGUGCGUUGGACGCGCGUCUCCUCCAUCUUGCAACGUCUAAUUUUGGCGCCAACAUUUUUGAUUUACAAAUAAUUGUUUUUACAAUAACUACAGGGUAAUAUUUAGAAGAUCUAUUGUAAAUUAUAAUAAGUGUUUACAGUGCAAUUUAGGAGUUAUGAAGAUGACGGUUAAUCGAAUAAGAGUUGUAGUGCUCGGGAGCGCCCGGUCCGGUAAAUCGGCGGUGGUAGUGAGGUAUUUGACCAAGCGGUACAUCGGAGAAUACAGUUCUACUGGCGAUUUUCUCUACCAACAUCGAGUAGCGUUUGAUGGUGCUACUUCAGAAGUAGAAGUGUUGGACACGUGUGGAUGUGCGAAACGAGGAUGUUUGCCGGAGCAUUUGCGUUGGGGCGAUGCAUUCGCGGUGGUGUACUCUGUUUGCGACCGGCGCUCUUUCCUGGCCGCGGCUGAGCUCCUGGCUCUGUUAGAGAGGACGAGACUGCCGGGCUGCGCAGCCGUAACACUGCUAGGAAAUAAAAGAGACCUGGAACAUGCAAGGUGUGUCAAAGCUGAAGAAGGUCAAGAGCUGUCGUUGCGUUUCGGUUGCCAAUUCUACGAGGUGUCUGCGGCGGAGUCGUGCGCGGGUGCAGCGCUCGCUUUCCACGCGCUGCUACGGGAGGCACGCUCUUUGGCGCUACUGCUGCCAACACCGCGCCGCAAACUUGCCGCAUAUUCCGUCUCUAAGGUGAUUGGGACGAUUCUCGGUUUGAGCAACAAGAGCGUGAGGAAGAAAAGACCAUCUCUCAGCAUAUGAUUCGGCUCUUGCUGAUCGUAUACUGGAUUUCAUUGUUCACUCCGCGAUAGGAGUAUCUUUUCUUUCUGCGCGAUGCAGAAAACUUUGUUGGAAUGCGGGCCGCGGCUUGGGAGUACGGAAAUGACGUAAGGGAAUCUCGGUAUGAAGCUUUUAAAAUGGCCAAUUUCUACUUUGUAUAAUUCCUUUCCAUUGUUACGAAUACUAUUGUUAUUUUUGUAAAUAAAAUAAUUUGCCAUGCAUGUUUAAUUAUUGAUAAGUAAAUACCACAGUGUGCCUUUAUUUGUACUUUUUUAAGGUUUUCAUGUAUGUCAAAGUUUUAAGAGAUUUCCUUGUUACUGAAUUAAUUUUACUGUUAUUAUAUUAGACUGAUAUCUUAAGAUAAUUUGGAAAUGUAAACUCAGUUGUUAUGGUGAGAAAAUAAUUCGUAAAACAAAAUGUGUGAAAGGUGAAUGUUUGAAGUAUUGAAUUUUGUUUGCGUAUUUAUAUUUUUGAGGACAAAAUAUAUUAAUUUACAAGGUAUUAAAUUCAGGCAAAAAAUUUCAAUGAUUUUAAAAUUUUCCUUUGUAUUUGACAUACGAUUUUUCUUUUUUGGAGUUUUUGUGACACUGAUUUUAGUCUUUGGAUGACACAUUUUGACACAUGAUUGUGAUUUUUUUGUUUAUUAACUUAAAGAUAGUAAGGCAUAACUUUAUUGCGACAAAUAUUCAAGUUUGUUAUCAUGGUAAAUUCCUACGUAAAAGAUUAGUCGAAUAUUUUAUCCAGUUAAUAUGCAAGUAUCAAAGAGUAGACAAAGUCUUAACAUAUUAUGAAUAUUCCUUGAGUUUUCAUUUUCUUAUUUAAUUUAUACCCUAAUGUUAUCCCACCUUAACGUAUUUCAGUCAUAUUAAUGCUGCUAUGUUUUUAAUUUAAGAUUUUGCUUUUAUAUAAAUAAUUCCUGAUACGUGUCAGAUAUUGAAAUAUUUUGAAUUUACAUGUCUCUGAACUUUGAAUACCAUAUGUUUAAUGGUAUUAUUUGUUUUAUGUUAAAUAA